UUAUCCUCCGUGAGAGAGAAGAGAGAGAAGAAAGUCUAGUGUUGAGCUUUGUCCGUCUUCUUCCUGUGUAGCUCCAAUGGCGUUGAGGAACUUCUACAACGAGAUCAGAGGAAUGAAAGUGAAGGAUCUGCCUGCACAUCUGAAGCCAAUGCUCUCCAGCAAUCACGUGAAGCAAGUUAUCAAUAGAGGUUUGGAUAACUAUCACCGCAAGUACAUAAUGACUGACUCGAUUGAUCCUCUCUUCCAUGUCUGUUUCGGUGGCAUGAUCUUCUCCUACCUAGUCGCUCUCCCUGAAGAGCGUCGUCAUCUCGAACACCAGCAGCAUGCCAAAGAACAUGGCGGCCAUUAAUCCCUUUCUGAUCGAUCGAUCGAUCUAGGAUCAACUGGGAAACCUGCAGUUUAUUUGGUGAUUGUUCAUUUUCACCGUAUGUAUACUGUGGGAAAAGGAUAUAUUUCCUCUUCAGAUAUGAGGCAACAGCAUUGACUGUUUGAAAUAAAUCAAGUUC
Molecule: messenger RNA, 506 nt
Organism: Telopea speciosissima
Lineage: Eukaryota; Viridiplantae; Streptophyta; Magnoliopsida; Proteales; Proteaceae
Exons: 2
Coding region: 77-349 (90 amino acids)
Source: RefSeq, a predicted model, not a curated record